This is a messenger RNA of Lentinula edodes (shiitake mushroom), 1314 nucleotides long. RefSeq names its product Bud-site selection protein. Bases 1 to 1314 code for a protein of 437 amino acids. Gene Ontology annotation, cellular component: nucleus; 90S preribosome. The transcript is spliced from 6 exons. NCBI's taxonomy places the organism in Eukaryota, Fungi, Basidiomycota, Agaricomycetes, Agaricales, Omphalotaceae. Gene Ontology annotation, biological process: maturation of SSU-rRNA. The record is from RefSeq and is a predicted model, not a curated record.
AUGAAGGAAAGCUCUCAGAAAGGAGGCAUGAAACGGAAGCGCUUCGAACCUUCCAAAGAAAGAGACACAGGGUUGAAAGUCGCUGGAAAACUGCAUCACGAUCUGAAAGAGGUCAGGAAGGCAGCAAAAAAGGCGAAAACUUUUGAGACUCAGAAGUUGGUGAAGAAGCUGAAAGGCCUGCGGUUAAAGAAUGAGAAUGACCCUAGCAUAGUGGAAUGCGAAUUGCAACUGAAGCAUUUGAAACUCCUCAACCACGAAGCUGUUGCAAACACUGCGCUUAAAACGAGAUUAACGAAGGAUAGGAUUUUAUCCCAAAACGAGUCUAUGCAGACUGCUCUUUCUAAAGAGUUGACUACCAAUCUUCUCAAACCCGCUGAGAGCGGUACUGUUGCAGCAAAAAUUCAAAGUCGCUUGCUCAGUUCGAAAGUACUGUCUACAGAAGUUGCUGCCGCUGUCGAAGACUUACGCUCGGUCAUUAUUAUACCGACAGACUCACAAGAGGGUGAUAUCAGCGCCAAUUUGGAUGAAAGUGCGUCUGAGCGGCCGACGAAGAUGAAAAAAAUAGCAGGAAAUUCGGAGGAUUCAGAUGUCGAAAUGGAAUUAGGAAAAGCAGAUGAAGCGGCAGAUGACAUUGAAGAGGAAGAUGAAGGAGACACAGACGGAUGGCAGUCUGGGACUGUAGGAGACGAUGAGAAAGAACCCGAGGAUGACUGGGAGUCUGGAUCUGUCGUCGGGGAACUCGACGAGUAUAUGGAUGAAGACCUUCCGUCGGACAGCCAGGAAGAAUUGAAAGCAGCUUCUAACAAAUCUGGCCCCAUGGCCAAAACUAACUUCAAGGUACUUACUGGCGAAUCGACAUUCCUACCUACCCUAUCAGCUGGAUUCGUUCGUGGUUCCGACUCAGACUGGAGCGAUAAAGAAGAAGAUGCUGCCGAUUUUGGCCAGAAGAAGAACCGACGUGGACAAAGGGCGCGGCGAGCCAUAUGGGAAAAGAAAUAUGGCAAAAACGCGAACCAUAAGAAGAAGGAGGCUGCUUUGAAUGAAAAUGAACGCGGUAGGAAGCGUUGGCCCAAUGGUGAUUCAUCUUCAAAUCGUCCUUCAAAUAAAGCUGGAACCAGCCGGAAGCCUCAUCAAAGCGAGGUUCCUACUCGACCCAGGCAACAGGAUUCUGGCUGGGAACAAACAGAGGUGAUACUUCUUCACCAGGAUCACGAAUCACGACCUCUACAUCCUUCAUGGGAGGCAAAAAAGAAGCUGAAAGAGAGGCAAAGCGCUGCCGCAAUCCCUUCUGGCAGGAAAAUUAAAUUCUCAUAA